AAUUAGUAAAAUUACUUUUAGUUACAAAAAUCAUUUUUUACAAAGCACUAAAUCUACCCACCACCAUUAAUUUAGUAGAAAAUGUCCGUUUCAUACGACUUCAGUGGCAAAGUGGCCCUGGUCACCGGUGCCAACACACGCGUUGCUGUGUCCACAGCCAUACUGUUCGCCAAAUCGGGCGCCAGUGUUGUAGUGAGCGGACAGUACGCCGACAACCGACUCACUACCGUAGCCAAUGAGUGUCGCAGUACUGGCGCUCAAGUACUGGAAAUGGCGGCCGACCCCACCCGGGAGGCAGACCUGCAAAAACUGGUCGACAAAACUAUGACGACUUUUUGCUGAAUCGACAUUUUGGUCAACUGUCCCGUCAGUCACGAGAACGCCUCCAUUACUGAGCCAUCAUUUAUGGCUAAGUAUAGGGAGACUAUGCACACAAACCUGGAGGCCAUGGUAUUCAUGACCACCAUAUGUGUGGAGCAUUUGGAGAAGACCCGGGGCACCAUUAUCAACAUGUCCAGCAUUAGAGGAGCUCAUGCUAGUCCGAAAGAGUCGGCGUAUUGUAUGGCAAAGUCGGCGAUUGAUAUGUUCACCAAAUGUAUGGCCACUGAGUUGGGACCCAAAGGCAUACGAGUUAAUAGUAUUAAGUAAGUUGUGUUUUGGGUCUCCCUCUCUCUCUCUCUCUCUCUCUC
Messenger RNA from Oppiella nova, 689 nucleotides. NCBI's taxonomy places the organism in Eukaryota, Metazoa, Arthropoda, Arachnida, Sarcoptiformes, Oppiidae. The record is from the annotation of a GenBank genome assembly.